This is a messenger RNA of Durio zibethinus, 3193 nucleotides long. Its product is annotated as protein RRP6-like 2. Lineage: Eukaryota; Viridiplantae; Streptophyta; Magnoliopsida; Malvales; Malvaceae. Gene Ontology annotation, biological process: nuclear polyadenylation-dependent snoRNA catabolic process; nuclear polyadenylation-dependent CUT catabolic process; TRAMP-dependent tRNA surveillance pathway. Gene Ontology annotation, molecular function: single-stranded RNA binding; nucleotide binding; 3'-5'-RNA exonuclease activity. The record is from RefSeq and is a predicted model, not a curated record. Gene Ontology annotation, cellular component: nucleolus; nuclear exosome (RNase complex).
AUUGAUUUUCGUUCAUUCAUUUUUUCUCAGGGUCACGUUACCAACACCGAAAGCUACUACAGUCGUAUAAGCGAGCCACCUAUUUUUCGAAGUCACAUUGAGAAAAGAGUUUCUUUUACUUUUCCUUGUCGUCUUCAAUGGAAUUAAAAAGCAAAAGCCAAGAAUCCCUAAAACCCCAACCUUUCUUAACCCAAAACCCUUAGAAAACCAUGAAUGACAACGACGAUCGGAUAGCAAUGGAAGGGCAAUGUCAGCCUUUAAAAAAUCCCGAAUCUCUUCAAACUUUAACUUCAGGUCAUCUCUCUUCUUCGCUUUCCUCACUUUCUUCCUCUUCUCUAACCCUCCCGUCCAAUCAAGACUUUCAUUUCUUUAACAAUUUCGACGAUUUCAAGCUGCCCGUCGAUCAAAUCGCUAAAACAUCGGAUUCUUUGCUCGAAUCCAUCGGCUCAUCGGCUAAAAUCUGGGGCCACAACAAGGCGAUCAUUUUCCCUAACAACAUUGAAAGUAUAGCCCAUGUUGAAGCUUAUGAUUGGCUUGCUAAUACCAACGACGAAAUCUUGGAAAGAGUCGACGUUUCUAUGGACGAAUAUCAAAAGAGUCGAAAGAAAGAAGAGGAAACGAUCGGGUCGGAUCCUGACAAUAGUGGGUUUCAGUUGGUUUACGGGAAGAAAAAGAAGAAAGUUAAUGGUGGGUUAAUGAGUGACUCGGUCGGUGACUCAGUGAGCGGGAAGGAAGGUGGGUCUUCCAGUUCUUCUACUGGAGUGAAGGUGAAGAAAGGGGCGUUGGCUGCGGGGACGACGGGUAAAGCUAAGGUGCCAUUUCAUAUACCAACGAUACGGAAGCCGCAGGAAGAGUAUAGGAUACUUGUGAAUAAUUCCAAUCAGCCUUUUGAACAUGUUUGGUUGCAGAGGAGUGAGGAUGGGCAGCGUUUUGUUCAUCCACUGGAGAGGCUCUCUGUUAUGGAUUUUGUGGAUAAAGAUGUAGCACAUAUUGAGCCUGUAAAACCCCCCUCAAUUGAGUCUACCUCAUUCAAGCUGGUGGAGGAAGUAAAAGAUUUGAAGGAGUUAGCGUCUAAAUUACGCAGUGUGAACGAAUUUGCGGUUGAUUUGGAGCAUAACCAAUAUCGAUCUUUUCAAGGUUUGACUUGCUUGAUGCAAAUUUCUACCAGAACUGAGGAUUUUAUUGUAGAUACUUUGAAGCUUCGAAUUCAUGUUGGCCCAUAUCUUAGGGAAGCAUUCAAGGAUCCCACCAAGAAAAAGGUUAUGCAUGGAGCAGACCGGGAUAUUGUGUGGCUUCAACGGGACUUUGGCAUAUAUUUAUGCAAUCUCUUUGACACCGGACAGGCCUCAAAGGUCUUGAAAUUGGAAAGAAAAAGUUUGGAGUAUCUUCUGCAUCAUUUUUGUGGAGUUACUGCCAACAAGGAAUACCAGAAUGCAGAUUGGAGAUUGCGUCCUCUUCCUGAUGAAAUGCUCAGAUAUGCUAGAGAAGACACACACUAUUUGCUGUACAUUUAUGAUCUAAUGAGAAUUAAAUUGUUAUCAAUGCCUAAGGAAUCUGAACAUUGUGAUGCUCCUUUGAUAGAGGUCUACAAGCGAAGUUCUGAUGUAUGCAUGCAACUGUAUGAGAAAGAACUGCUGACGGAGAAUUCAUAUCUCCAUAUAUACGGGUUGCAGGGGAUUGGUUUCAAUGCUGAGCAGCUAGCAAUUGUUGCUGGGCUUUGUGAAUGGCGAGACAUUAUUGGCCGUGCAGAGGAUGAAAGUACUGGUUACGUGUUGCCAAACAAAACGCUUCUUGAAAUCGCCAAGCAGAUGCCUGUAACUGCUAGCAAACUGCGUCGAUUGUUGAAAUCUAAACACCCAUAUGUGGAGCAAAAUCUUGGUGCAGUUGUUAGCAUCAUCAGGCAUUCUAUGCCAAAUGCUGUUGCAUUUGAAGCUGCUGCUCAACAACUGAGAAUGGGUAAUGUGCAAAAUGCAUCAGAAGAACAUGUAGCAGUUGCUGAGGGAGCUAAAGUCUUAUCUUGCGAGACUCCUACAGACUUGAAAAUUGCAAAUGAUAGAACAGAAAUCAUAGACGAUGGCAUGGGGGGACCUGAUAGGAUAACUGCCCAACCUGCUUCUCCACGACAUAAACAGGAAUCGAUAAAGAUUGGAAGCAAUAUUGCUGGACUUGACACAGACAGACAACAAAAAAGAUUCCCUUUCAAGCCAGAUGUGAAUGGCAUCUCAAUGUCUGGGAGCGAAAGUCUUGCCAUCUCAGAGCAGAGUGGAGAAGUGAAUGCUUGCACAGUUUCACCUUCAGCAAAGAUUGCUACUGGAGCAACUGUUCAGGUUCUAAAGAAACCAAGCUGUGGCUUUGGGGCACUUCUAGGGAAUGCUGCCACAAAGAAGAAAUUUGAUAUUGAUAAAAAGGGGAAGGAAGAGAGUAAGUUGGAGCAGAACAGAUCUUCAGUGAAUCUUUCAUUUCACUCAUUUUUGGGUACAGAGCUGGAAUCAAAACCUGAAAUGACAGAGCCAACUAGAGUGCUAGAAGAAGUUUCACAGCCUGAAGAACCUCCUGCUGUGGUAGCUACUGAGUCGACCUUCGAAAAUAUUAUAAUGUUGGAAGACAAUUCAAACAAAUAUGAAUCAUUUGAUGCGAGGGGUAGCUCAGAAAUAAUUGAUAUACCCAGCGAGGAGAGUUCCAUGGCACCUUUCUCUGAAACAAAUGAAGAAGAUGAGACCAUGUCCCUAUCCGAUUUAUCCACAAGUUUCCAACGGUGCUUCCAGGCUAUCAAUCAAAACAGAAAAGCGGUUAAAGUCAAGAAAUCAAAAGAACCGAGUGGUCUUAUGGGAACAAAGCCAUUUGAUUAUGAAGCAGCCAGGAAAGAGGUUGGAUUUGGAGAUGUUGUAGAGGAAGAAUCAGGAAGCCUAGCAAAGUCUUCAGGUAAGAAUAAAAGUUCAGCCAGCGGCCGACUGCAAAUAUACGAUGGGGGUAACCAAUUUCCUCGCGGUAGACGACGACAAACUUUUCCGUCGUCUGGGAAUAGAACUGCAACCUUCUCCAAUGAUAAAUCAUAAUCCUGUAAGACAAAUCGCAUUUAGCUGUUGAAAGAAAGAAGGAAUUAUAGAGAUUAUAUAUUUGCACCAAAUAUAUACAUAGAGAGAGAGAGAGAGAGAGAGAGAGAGAGAGAUCAUAUAUUACAUUUAAAAAUAUA